AUGUUUCUACAUUAUUUCCUCAAGCUUUUAUCAUUUCUGGCUUCAGCCUGUGGGGAUGUCUAUAGUUUUGGGAUACUGCUGCUUGAGAUAAUCAUUGCCAAGAAGCCCACAGAUGGGAUUUUCCAGGAAGGUUUAAGCAUAAACAAGUUCAUCUCCGAAGUGCAUGAGAGUAAAAUCUUGGAUAUUGCUGAUCCAAGGCUUUUCAAGGAUAAUGAAUCUUUUUCACAAAGCAGCAGUACUAAUUAUUCUUCUGGUGAAGAUAGCAGCAGCAAGAACAAAAACAACAUUGCUUUCAGAGUUGAAGAGUGUGUGGCUUCUAUGGUGAGAGUUGGACUAUCUUUGCUGCUGAUUCAUCAAAAGAACGUUUUACUAUGGAGAAGCCUUAUUGAAGUUGCAAGAGACUAA
Quercus lobata is the source of this 405-nucleotide messenger RNA. Its product is annotated as receptor kinase-like protein Xa21. The record is from RefSeq and is a predicted model, not a curated record. The transcript has 2 exons. Gene Ontology annotation, cellular component: membrane. NCBI's taxonomy places the organism in Eukaryota, Viridiplantae, Streptophyta, Magnoliopsida, Fagales, Fagaceae. Bases 1 to 405 code for a protein of 134 amino acids.